Molecule: messenger RNA, 1013 nt
Organism: Macadamia integrifolia
Lineage: Eukaryota; Viridiplantae; Streptophyta; Magnoliopsida; Proteales; Proteaceae
Product: dehydration-responsive element-binding protein 1B-like
Exons: 1
Coding region: 245-931 (228 amino acids)
Biological process (GO): regulation of DNA-templated transcription
Molecular function (GO): DNA-binding transcription factor activity; DNA binding
Source: RefSeq, a predicted model, not a curated record
ACUUUCCUGGUCGUCUCAUUUCUCCUCUCCUUCUUCAGUCGUCACCUCACUUCAGUCUCACUCACACUUCCCCUUUCCCUUUAACUUUGACCUUUCUGUAAAGAACUGAAAGAGAUUCCGUGUGCGCGUCCAAAACGUAACCCAUCACUUAACAUUCAAUUCAGUAGUUCCCACUUGUUUGAAUCUCCUUAUAUACUUCACAGAGCCCCAAAAUCAUGAACCUCAAACCAACCCAAAUCACGUAAUGGACAUCUUCAAAUUAUGGACUUCAGAUUCUUCGUCACUUGACCUGCCGGGGAAGUCUUCGACCUCUUACGCCACCGCCACCUCCACUGCCACCGCCACCUCCACCGCCACCGCCUGCUUCGACGAAGAUGUCUUAUUAGCUUCAAGUCUCCCGAAACGACGUGCGGGGAGGAAAAAGUUCAGGGAAACCCGACACCCGGUAUACAGGGGAGUUCGGCGGAGGAACUCUGAUAGGUGGGUUUCUGAGGUGAGAGAGCCCAAGAAGAAAUCCAGGAUUUGGCUUGGUACGUUUCCCACAGCGGAAAUGGCUGCAAGGGCUCACGAUGUUGCUGCAAUGGCACUCAGGGGGCGCUCUGCCUGUCUCAAUUUCGCUGAUUCUGCAUUGCGGUUAAGGCUGCCGGAAACAGCCGAUGCAAAGGAUAUACAGAGAGCGGCGGCUGAGGCUGCCGAGGAGUUUCGACCUGCGGGAACUGAGGAAAUGUGUUGUAAUGAAACGAGGGUGGAGGAGAAUGAGACGACUUCACCAACAACCUUGUUUCUCAUGGAUGAAGAUGAGGUCGUCUCUGGAAUGCCCAGACUGCUUGAAGACAUGGCAUUAUUCUCCCCAACUCAUCUUGGAGGUGGCUUCUAUUGGGACGACAUGGAAUUUGAUGCUGACAUGGACUUAUGGAGUCGCUCCAUUUGAAGAAGAAAAAAAAAACUACAAAUUUUAUCAUAUGGAAUAAAUUUGGGAUUUGGGAUUUAUAUAACAUUGGGUUUUUAUUUUA